This is a messenger RNA of Juglans microcarpa x Juglans regia, 1257 nucleotides long. RefSeq lists its product as uncharacterized. The transcript has 2 exons. The record is from RefSeq and is a predicted model, not a curated record. Lineage: Eukaryota; Viridiplantae; Streptophyta; Magnoliopsida; Fagales; Juglandaceae. Bases 40 to 1257 code for a protein of 405 amino acids.
AUUUCAGUUGAUUGGGAAACUCUGGGUUGGCUGGGUUCUAUGGUGAAGGAGUGUGCAGUAACAUUGGGUACUCAGGAGUUUCUGCGAACUCGUAGAAAAGGGGACACUGUGAUAAUAGUGAGGAAGGGACGUAACUUUAAUGGUACUUUUAUCUCCAUCUCAGAAUUUGGUCGUGAUAAGAGGAGAGGAUUGCUUGUGAUUCUGGAAGGAAGGAAGGGGGAGGGAUGGAAGAAGCUUGCUGAUAUUUUAAUGGAGAUGGCUGAUAUCCAGAUAGUUGCUGCAAAGAAGAACAAAGGUGAGGGAGGUGCUCCAUCAUCGUGGGCAGGAGGUGCAAGGUCGUACAGUGAGGUGCUGAAGAAGGUACCGUAUCGUGCUGCAUUAGACGUGGUGUCAGGUGUAACCAUCUCUGAGGACGUGCAGCGGCAUGGUGUAGCAGAAAGCAGAUUGGCGGGGCUAAAUGAGGAAAGCAUUUUGAAGAUGUUAGCUGGAUUGGAGGAGAAGAUCGGCAUUGUGUUAGAUGAAAUAAAUUAUCUAAAACGCUGCGUUAAAGGUAAGGAGGUGGCGGGCCGAAAUGGUGGGCUUGGUAUGGGUCUGGGCAGAGCGAUGGGCUUGGGCAAGGGUCAGCCAUCAGGCCCUGUGAAGGCCUGGAGGGCAGUGGAGAUAGUUGGGUCGGGGAAGGUUCUCGGAUCCGAGAUAUCGGACCAGGGACAGCGGGUGGCGCCGAUAAGUUCAUUACCGGCAACCCUGCCGGCACAGAAGCUGCCGACAACCUCGGUCGAACCCUCUGGUGAGACGGAAAAGGAGAUCCGACUCGGAUCCGAGAUUUUGGACCAGGGUCAUGUUGCUCCUGUGGCGCCGAUAAGUGCAUUAUUGGCAACCCUGCCGGCACAGAAGUUGCCGACACCCUCGGUCGACCACUCAGGUGAGACGGUAAAGGAGUUCCGACGGGAAGAGGUAGAGGAGGGGGAGUUUCUGGCGUUAACUUCUGCGUCUGUGGAGAAUGGACUAUCGGAACUGUGUGUGGUGGACGAAGUCCCAGAAGUGGUGCACGAGCAGUCUGGCUUGAGGGAUAGAGAGAUGUCUCUUUGCGGUGAGGUGUUUUCGCGGGAUAGUGAUGUGGUUCAGAGUGGUCUUCCACUUUUGGUGAUGAGUAGACCUGAUGAGUUAUUUUAUGGGGAUGAUUCUCCUCUUAAUAAUAUGGUUUUAAGUGGUGAAACAAAUAAGCUGGAUGUUUCGGAACUGAUUUUGCAUAUUUGA